Messenger RNA from Baudoinia panamericana UAMH 10762, 3625 nucleotides. RefSeq lists its product as uncharacterized. Lineage: Eukaryota; Fungi; Ascomycota; Dothideomycetes; Mycosphaerellales; Teratosphaeriaceae. The record is from RefSeq and is a predicted model, not a curated record. Bases 180 to 3131 code for a protein of 983 amino acids. The transcript has a single exon.
CAACUAUUAGCUUCCAAGACCAUCCCAAAACACAUGUCCCAUGCGGGCAUGAGACAGGUGAUGUAUUGAUCAAAGAAUGUAUUCCAUAUAUGUGCACGUUAGAUGCAUCGCGGCCAGGCGCAACUGAGUGGCCGUAAACAGUCCGUGUCAACAGAGCAUCCAGCGAUCCAAGAUCACCGAUGCAGCAGUUUGAGCAACCCAACAAGCGACGCAGGAUGGCAGCAUCAUCAGAGUCAGUCUCUCCGGACCCCAUUACGCUGCCAUCAUCGCCACUUGGUACGCGAAUCGCUAGCUCGCCAACGAAACCACUUGCGCCGAGGUCCACCAACGUGCAUUCUUCGGCAAGCAAGUCCGUUGUAUUGGAUGUGGAUAAGGCCGGCCAUGUCAGUCCGUGGCGCAUCAAGGUGACCGUGGAAGCAGAGCCGCGAUCCGGAAGUGGUAGCCCCAGCAAGCGUAGGAUCGCAAGAAGGACAACGAAGGUGCCGCUUAAAGAUGCGCCGUCGAGCAGUCCGAUUAGGAAUACACGCAUAGCUGUGGCCGCUGCAGGCAGUGAAAUAGGACAUCCAGCACGGAGAAAGCGCAAGGUUACGCCAGUGCGCAGCACAACAAGGACACAACCACCGGGAGAGCCAGUAACGGACGAGGACGACGCUGCGCUCAUGCCACCACCAAGUUUACCUUCAAGCUCAGCAGCAAAGGCUAGAAGACGACGAAGCCUGGUGGAAGACUCUGUAGAGUGUUCCCAGCGACUCAGUCUAGCUCGCGAGGAGCUUGAUCGGGCGUUGCAGGAUGCAGUGGGUCACGAAGGAGAGGAUGCUGAGGAUGGCGAGUAUCAUCCUGUACCCGGCGACAUGACGGUAGCCGGUGACGAAGAAUUCACCAUGGUGUCCGUUGAUACACUGCAAAGCAUGAAAGCCGACACUUCAGUGAUCAGUCAGCGGCACGAGGGUGAAAGGAGCACCCUGACUGCCAGCUAUCUUCCGUCGUCACCGCCCAAGCUGGACCAUGAGAAGAUGCCUACGGCAACUGUCAAUUACCCAAAUUUGUCGAUCGUGGUAGAAGAAGCACGUACGAAGGCGAGCAUUCUCUAUGAUGUUAUAGACAAUGCAACCGGGGGCGCUGAAGAAGAUCCAACAUCGAAGAUAAUUCAACAGCCGAAUGACGCUGACAUUUGGCAAGAAGAAGCCUCUCGUUCGUUUGAGGACGAGAGCGAAACUCAAGUCCUACCACGGUCAUUUCGUCGCAACCAGCAGGCGCAACCGAACAGAGUUGUAUCGCAGAAUCUCAACGCUCUUUUCGCAGGGACAUCUAGGCCGCCUCGCUCGAAGAUUCCACGGACGUGGCGUAGAACGUCGGGCAACGACUUCGCAUAUGGUGACUCGCCAGCCCAUGCCGAAGGAGAAAUCGCGCCCAGUAAGCGCGAUGCAUCAACAGACGGCGGCGGCAGUCGCGCAAGCAGUGGUGUGAUGACUCCGCCAAGCUCUGAGGACGAAGCGAACAAGCAGCAGCAACCAGAGGCUGAUGAUCACAGCUUCUCACGACCUGAUGCGGAAGCAACUCAGCUACAAGCAAAGGGUGUCAUGGAGUGUGCGAAGAAAGUAGUCUCGCCAGGCGCACGAAGCGAGAUCGCCAGUCCCUGCUCGGACAGCAGCUCAAGCGUCACGAGUCCGGAUGGCGAUGACACAGGUCUGUUCUGGCAAAGCAACAUGCCGCAAGUGUACCGCACCGAUCGGCCAAGACCACAGCGCCAGAAGGCGCUGGAUCUGAGUGAGCUAUUGAGUGCACACAAAGGUCGAGACAGAUCGACAUCUGAAGAAGCACGUCUGGCAAAAACAGCUCAGGCAGCCAGCACUUCUGCCAGAAGAGCCCAGGGUAGGGCAAGUGAAGGCAAAGCUCACAGUCCGCUCCACAUGCGCCCGGUGGAGGGCAAGAUCAAAAGCAGCCCGAGUGAAGCUGGGAAGGCGAGAAUGGUUAGUAGCCCGCUGCGGAGAAGUCUGCUUAGGAGCAGCAAGCUGGGAGGUAGUCCGGUUGGCAAAGUUGGGAAGCCCGUCCAACCACAAGCUGCUGCGAUUAGAAACGUGGGUUUGAGGAGCGCAAAUGUACAAAUUGCAGGUGACGAGGUGGAUGGUGAGGAUGAGAUUGAUGCCAGCUUAAACAGCAAAGCAAGUGAGCAGAGGCAGUUGCUGGCUGAGAUAGCUGCGCAAGGUGUACAACCGCACGGCAGCGAAGAUGCAUACGUUGAAACAAGCCAUUUGGCAGAGCUUUACCCGGUCGGCGGCGGUGGCGGUGAGGUCGAGGGAGCCAGCGGAGGAGGCUCUGACGGCGACGAGCCUUCGCGCAGCUACGAGGAGCACCUGAAUCUCGACAGUCCACAGAAAAUCAGAGUCAAGUUUAAUGACUCUGCCGUCAACUCGUCGGUGCUCAGGCCGACUAAGCAGUAUCAACCUUUGUUUACGCCAGUUAGUGCAGAGCAGGGGAAAGCUUCACCACCUACCAUCACCCUCGUGGGCAAGAGGCCCGAGCCAUCUACUCAAGGCUUCAUCAGCCGCCUCAGCACCAACUUCUGGUCAGCGGUUAUCCGCCCGAGCGGACCAACAGACGUCCUGCCCGCGAACGACCCGAUCUACUCUCCCUCUCUCCGCGCACACAUCCGUAGUCGCUACGGUGUGUUACCAUCAACGCACCCAUGGAAGAUGGUACACAUGCGCACCCUACACCGCAUGCACAACUCAUGCACCAGCAACAAGAGCGAUAGCAUUAUUCCGAAGUCAGGUCCCUUGCCAGCACAUCUUCUCCGCCUAGUGGGCUACAGAAUUCACAGUGUAGGCGGCUCGCAGUACGACUUCACGACUCAGCACGCACACGUUGUGGAAGCGUUGAUGCAAGUGCUCGUGCCACGCGAAUUGGUGGAAGCGAUGAAGAGAGGUGAAGUUGAGGUACUGGGUGAUGCAAUCGCAAGGGAGUACCGGGGGCUGAUCAUGGGACGGCACGGUGACGAUCUGGUAUGGAGUCCAGAAAGGGGCGUGCUCACGGGAGAUAUCACGGCGGAGUUUGUGGUGAAAGCGCUGGGUGAUGUGGUCGCUUUUGAGGUGGGCAAAGCGAUGGUCGAGCGACAGGAGACGCGAAAGUAGCUCAAUCUAGAGCGGCGAGGACGGCUUACGGGAUACGCGACGAAGAUGACUGUCAGGAGAGCGACGACAGAAGACGUCUACUCACAAUAAUGAUGCCGCAGUCACCGACACCACGUAUCCCAAGAUUCGUAUGAACGGAACCGUGUCCGCCAUCCUCUGUCAAAGCCUGCACAAUUUGCACUCAAGGCUGCACAUGAUACUCCGACCCCAUCUCUAUCAUGCCUUGGCCCUAGCACACGCUCGUACAAACACAUCUGCAAACAUAGGAUCAACGCCGAUUCCGUACACUAAUGGAAGCCGUCCAGCCUGACCCAGUACAAAGCUCGUCUUCUGCGACAUCAUGCUGGUUUCCGUUUGAAUGGUGUCGCUUUGCCACGGCUGUAUGUCUGUCUCCGUGAGGUGGCUGUAAUGGAGAGCCAAAAACGAGUACUGCUGCUGGUGCUCCUCAUCGUCACGUGACAGUUCCGAAAAGGCACGGCUUAAACUCAAUAGCG